AUGGUACUUACGCCGGCGUGCACUCUACCCAGUUCGACCAAGACUUUUUUCUGGGGAUUCACUAUCUUCAGGCCCCUUUACCAUCUGAGGCCGAGGCACUGGCACCAGCGUGUCGGAUUCCAGAUUACCGCGUAUGCAGGGCGCAAUGAUAGCCUCUUUCGCGCGGCGAUCAUGCAGAGCGGGAACCCAGUGCCAGAGAAGGGGCUGAAUGGAACGCAGUACUUCCAGCCGCUGUAUGAUGCUAUUGCGCAGCGAGUCGUUCCCAUCACAAGCUAUGCGCUGGCGAAUGAUAUGGCCGCCAAUGAUACUUGCUGGGACGUUGAUCGCAUGGCAUGUCUGCGUAAUAUGGACUUUGAGCAGAUGAACGACGCCAUCAAUGCCACCAGUGCGCGCGCCUGGUUCCCCGUUAUUGACGGUGAUAUCGUCCCUGAACAGCCGAGUCGGUCGCUGUAUACAGGGAAGAAGUACGUCAAAGUCCCAAUCAUCCUGGGGGCCAGUACGGACGAAGGCUCGAAGUACAUGCCGGAGCAGAAUGUCACCAAGGAGGAGGAGUUUGUUGACCUUGUUGCAAACCCUCAGUCUUAUGGUGUUACCCCUGGCAUUGCCUUACCUAAGAUCCUGGUCCGCCAGCUCACGGAGGCCUAUGCUAACAUCUCGUCCUCUCCCUGCGACGCAGCCAUCGAUGCCAACCGUCGCCAAGCAUGUUCAACGUGGUCUCGCGCGAAUACUAGCACAUACUGUUACCGUUUCAACGUUCCCCUUCAUGAUCAAAAUACUGCGCAACAGGGUAACGAACUCCCUUUUGUCUUCGCGAAUACAGAGGAACUCGGAACCAACACCGACUAA
This is a messenger RNA of Aspergillus nidulans FGSC A4, 846 nucleotides long. RefSeq lists its product as uncharacterized. The transcript is spliced from 4 exons. The record is from RefSeq and is a predicted model, not a curated record. The coding region runs from base 1 to 846 and encodes 281 amino acids. Lineage: Eukaryota; Fungi; Ascomycota; Eurotiomycetes; Eurotiales; Aspergillaceae.